Miscanthus lutarioriparius is the source of this 381-nucleotide messenger RNA. NCBI's taxonomy places the organism in Eukaryota, Viridiplantae, Streptophyta, Magnoliopsida, Poales, Poaceae. The record is from the annotation of a GenBank genome assembly.
AUGGCCAUGAGCGUCAGCGCUGGCAUCCAGAAGGGCACGACUCUCAGAGUCUGUCUGCCUUGUGGAAGGGUGCGGGUGAGGACGGUGUCCGUCUUCCCGCGGCGCGGCGACGGCGCAGCGGUGGUGCUGCGGCUGGGGAAGAAGCGCCUGCACGGCGCGUUCGCCACCUUCAAGGACUAUGUGGUCUCGGCGGUUGGAGACGGCGGCGGCGAGACGGUGGUGGAGGGGCGGCCGGCGUUCCCGGUGGCGCUGAUCACGUCAGAGGAAGGGGUGACGGUGCAGCUGCUGUUCGAGCACCAGACGCACUGCAAGGUCUGGAAGGCCGCCAUCGAGGGCAUGCUGGCCGAAAAGAAGCUCAAGCGCGACAACCAACUGAACUGA